GAACAUGUACUACUCGUCUUCGAGCAGAUCGAACGCGAAAGGCGCUGAACUGCUCACCGUCGGCUCUGGACUGCUCACCGACGCCGUCGCCGAGAAGUUCACGGAGCUGUUCGCCAAGCUUGACUCGGAGUAUCGAGGCGAUCCGGGAGGUGCAGCUGUCGAACGGUGACCCGCGCGGGACCUUGCGCUUGAAGCCGCUCCGUGACGUUGCGGCUAACAACCAGUUGAUUGUCAAGGGUCAGAUUCGCAACGAGCUCGAGGGCCUUUUCGAAGACACCCCAGUGCUCAAAGGGUGGUCUAUUGACCCGUCUGUGGGCAACUGGUUCAUUUUCGCUUCGAACGAUGCCUCGGGUGAUGCGGUGCAGCUCUUUAAUGUGUCGAAGCCCACGUCGUGGUUCGAGAUGCCUCGGUCUCCCGCGUUCGCUUGCCACUUCGCCGUUAUCGGUAUCAGUGGGAAGCAGCAGUUGGGUCUGGGUCUCAGGUCAGUUGACGCUUUUACGUAUGCAAAUGUUUUUCUGAGGGUGCUCCGCUGGGGGCUGGGUGGCUGA
This is a messenger RNA of Prorocentrum cordatum, 548 nucleotides long. NCBI's taxonomy places the organism in Eukaryota, Dinophyceae, Prorocentrales, Prorocentraceae. The record is from the annotation of a GenBank genome assembly.